CACCUGCUCUUGUCAGAAAGCAACAUGGCACAAGCGAUUCAACUUGAUCAAGGAAGAUUUUGCUGCUCAGUCUGUCUGGAUCUACUGAAUGAUCCAGUGACUAUUCCCUGUGGACACAGCUACUGCAUGAACUGCAUUAAGAACCACUUAGAUCAAGAGGAUCAUCAGAGGAUGUACAGCUGCCCUCAGUGCAGGCAGAUCUUCAAGUCAAGGCCUGCUGUGGUGAAAAACAACAUAUUGGCAUUUGUGUUGGAGGAGCUGAAGAAGACUACAGUCCAAGCUGCUCCUGCCGAUCACUGCUAUGCUGGACCUGAAGAUGUGGCCUGUGAUGUCUGCACUGGAAGGAAACUGAAAGCCUUCAAAUCCUGUCUUCAGUGUCUGGCUUCGUAUUGCGAGAAACACCUCCAGCCUCACUAUGAUGUAGCUCCCUUAAGGAAACACAAGCUGGUGGAAGCAAGUGCAAAGCUCCAGGAGAACAUCUGCUCUCGUCAUCAAGAGGUGAUGAAGUUGUUCUGCCGUACUGAUCAGCGUUGCAUCUGUUACCUCUGUUCGAAGGAUGACCAUAAAGGCCAUAACAAAGUCUCAGCUGCAGCAGAAAGGACUGAGAGGCAGAGAGAACUUUGGGUGACUCGUCAUAAAAUCCAGCAGAGGAUUCAGGACAAAGAGAAAACUGUGGAUUUGUUCCAUCAUGAGGAAAAUGCUGUAAAAAACUCUGCUGAUAAUGCGCUGAAAAACACUGAGAAGACCUUCACAGAACUGAUCCAUAUCAUGGAGAGAAGAGUCUCUGAUGUAAGGGAAAAGAUUAAAUCUCGGCAGAAGACUGAAAUGGGUCGUUUCAAAAAGGUUCGGGAAAAGCUGGAGCAGGAGAUCACUGAGCUGAAGAGGAAAGAUGCUGAGCUGGAGAAGCUCUCACAAACAGAGGAUCACACUCAUUUUCUAUUAAGUUACCCCUCUUUGGCAUGUCUCAGUGAAUCUAAAGACCCACCCAAACUCAAAGUGCGCCGACUGCGGUACUUUGAGAAGGUUACAGUGGCUCUGUCAGAGGCCAAAUAUAAACUGCAGGAGGUUCUUGGUGAAGAAUACGCAAAGAUCUCAAGGACGGUAAAUGAAGUGGAUGUUUUACCAUCAAAUCAACAGGCAGAGCCCACGACCAGAUCUGACUUCUUACAGUACACACGCCAAGUAACUCUGGAUCCAAACACUACAAACGCACAUCUGUCACUAUCCAAGGGGAACAGAAAGGUAACUUUCGUGCAGAAAGAACAGGAAUAUUCUUCUCAUCCAGAAAGGUUUGAAGGGUGCUGGCAGGUCCUGAGUAAAGAGAGUCUGACUGGGCGUUGUUACUGGGAGAUGGAGCGGAGCGGGAGAGGACUUUUUAUAGCAGUUGCAUACAAGGAUAUCAGCAGAGCAGGACACCUCAGUGAUUGCCUAUUUGGAUCUAAUGACAAGUCUUGGGCAUUAGAUUGUUGCCAAAAUAGCUGUCAAUUCAAGCAUAACAACAAAAAAACUCGCAUUCAACAGGAGGGGACCUCCAGAAUAGGAGUGUACCUGGAUCACAGUGCAGGUAUUCUGUCCUUCUACAGCGUCUCUGAAACCAUGACUCUCCUCCACACAGUCCAGACCAAGUUCACACAGCCUCUUUAUGCUGGACUGUGGCUUUCAGAUGAGGCUGCUGUUGAGAUGUGUUAGCUCAAGAAGACAGGAGUUAUUGAAGAGCUGAUAUCUGCUGUCAGUCAAACGGGAUGCAGGAACACUUAACCAGUAUAUGCAUGAAAAGUAAACCAUGUAAGUGAAAGUACUUAAAGCACUGCGGUGUAACUAUUGAUGGAUGUCUAAACACUCUUACUAUUGUAGAGGUAAACAAUGUGUUAUUUUAUUAACUUAGUGUACUUUUUGUUUUUACUUUUGGGGUUUUUUAAGAGACUUUUUUUUAAAGAAAUAAGAACAUUGCUUCAUUUUCUAUGUAUGUUUGUACAGUAUAUAAAUUAACAUUCUGGUAGAGCAUUGUUUAGAUUUUAAAUUCAAUUUUCAGUUUUAUUUAUAAAGUCCACAAAUCACAGUUGACUUCAGAGGGCUUUACAGCA
This is a messenger RNA of Epinephelus lanceolatus (giant grouper), 2084 nucleotides long. Its product is annotated as tripartite motif-containing protein 16-like. Gene Ontology annotation, molecular function: protein binding; zinc ion binding. NCBI's taxonomy places the organism in Eukaryota, Metazoa, Chordata, Actinopteri, Perciformes, Serranidae. The record is from RefSeq and is a predicted model, not a curated record.